Daldinia decipiens is the source of this 1752-nucleotide messenger RNA. RefSeq names its product MFS general substrate transporter. The record is from RefSeq and is a predicted model, not a curated record. Gene Ontology annotation, molecular function: transmembrane transporter activity. Lineage: Eukaryota; Fungi; Ascomycota; Sordariomycetes; Xylariales; Hypoxylaceae. Gene Ontology annotation, biological process: transmembrane transport. Gene Ontology annotation, cellular component: membrane. The transcript is spliced from 2 exons. Bases 322 to 1596 code for a protein of 424 amino acids.
CAAAUAAAACAGCUAGUUAUAAAGACAUCGCGCCAUUUAUAACUUUCAUCUCAUACUCAUAUCAAAAUCGUGAAAUGUGAGAGCUCGACAGCGGAUCACCACCGCUCACCGUUUUUAGCAACUCCGACGGAGCUGUGCCUCUCGGCAAAACCAGGGUCUUCUUCCGUAUUGGCCGCUAUUCGACCUCACGUCUUUGAUACACGGAAUUGGUACCUAGGCAAUGCAAGAUAUUUCCCAGCACCGCUCGUAUCCAGCGUCUCGGUCUAAGGAUCCUCUUCAGAUGACAUUGGAGAGGACAGACUAGAUCUCCUCGUUCGCAAAAUGCCGUCCUCAGACGACGCGGCUCUCGAGGGCGAUCGCCUCCUCGGCCCCGAGUCUGAGUCUGAGUCUGAGUGCCACUCAACAAGCCUCUUCUUCCGGAUCGCCGCAUCGAUGUUCUCCUUCACAGUCCUGGGGAUGAUGGUAUCGACACUCGGCGUCAUGGUCCCCCAGUUCGAAAACUACUACCACCUAACCGACCUCGGCGUCUCCUUCGUAUUCCUCGUGUGGCCCGUCGGGUACGUGGCCGCCGCGUAUCUCAACGGCGCCAUCCACCUCCGCUGCGGCCAGCGCGGGAUCGCUGCCAUCGGCCCCCUGUUCCACAUUACCUUCACCGCAGCCGCCGUCGCCGCCGCGCUCCAUCCGUCGUUCCCAGUUUUGCUCGUCGCGCUGGCGACCGGGUCGCUCGGGACCGGGAUCCUUGACGGCUCGUUUUGCGCCUGGGCCGGCGGCAUGGAGAACGCGAAUAUCGUCCAGGGGCUCCUGCACGGGUCGUUCUCCGCAGGUGCGGCCGUUGGCCCGUUUCUUGCCGGCACGGUGCUCUCGGUCGGGCAUCUGCCGUGGUACACGUGGUACUACGUUCUCCUAGGCGCCUCCAUCCUUGAGGCCGUAAUACUCCUCCUCGCCUUCCGGUUCGAGGACUCGGAGAAGUGCCGCAACGACCAUCAACAGGAUCGUCUACUCGAGACGCAAGCAGAAACUCGUCCCGACACCAAGACCGCCAUCUUCAAGCACAGCGUUACAUGGAUCUGCGCCGUCUACUUUCUAGCCUACGUCGGCACCGAGAACGCCAUCUCCGGCUGGAUUGUAGUUUUCAUGCAGCGAGUUAACCACGCAUCCGACUACUUAGCCAGCCUCUCGUCGUCCGGCUUUUGGAUCGGUCAGGCAGCCGGCCGUCUCGUGCUCGGAGUUGUAACCGACAGGAUCGGCGUGAGGACCGCAACGACCGUCUACCUGAUCGCCGCUCUUGCAUUUGAGCUCCUCUUCGCCGCUGUACACGUCCCCGCGGUCUCGACUGUUACGAUAGCGUUGCUUGGAUUCUGCCUGGGCCCAUUAUUCCCAGCCGGCAUCUUCAUGAUGACUCGUCUACUACCACGGGAGUUGCAUGUGGAAGCUAUCUCAUUCGUAGUGUUGCUUGGUCAAAUUGGAGGCGCGUUACUACCUUUCGCUCUCGGAGCUCUAGCCAACACCCUCGGGAUCCGAGUCUUCCAAGUAGUGGUUUUCGCCCAAUUGGUCGCCACGCUUCUGAUUUGGUUCGCAUUUCCAAGAUUACCAUAAAACACACUGCGCAGGGAGCGAAUAGAAUAAAUGAUGAGUUAAUAAUAUCAUCAAUUGCUAAACUAGCUAUGUUCUGAAAUAGAGUGAUAUCGGUUCACCUAUCCUCCUCCAUUACCUACUUUAUUUAAUUCGUCUAUGGAUGUAAAGGAUUACCGA